CGCCUUGUACAGUUUAAACCUUCUUUUAUCCUUUCUGAUAGUUGUGAGACCUUUCCAUUGAAACCUUUUAUUAUAAUUUAAAGAAAGUAUUAUUUCUCAAAAUUAUACAUAAUUUAUUUUAUGAACAAUUAUAGAAUGGAAUAUUCAUUCACAGUUCUAUUCAUAUUCCAAUCAGGAUCAAACGGAAAUGUACGAUGAUAGCGCCAUCUACACGUGAAAUCUUGUUGAAAUUAAGCGCCACCUAGCUGUCGCCAUGCUGAAAUAGUCUCCCAAAUGUAUGCAAUACGCAGAACACGAUACAAGAAGCAGUACAGAAAUGAGCACACAGUUUUUAGGUUUAUCGAUGUAAAAUAGUUAAUACGAAAUAAAGUAAAUUUAAUGGCAGAUUUAAAUAAUAUUAUUCAAAACGAUCCAAUUUCAGCAUAAACCCUCUUUGUGACGGUGAGAAUUGAUAGGAGUGUUUGCAAAACUUCAGGAUCACUGACUAAUUUGGGACGCACAAAGGGUCAACAGUGUCCCAACACAUCAUGUUUGUGUUUCACUAAUUUAUGAGAGUGAAUAAAUUUUACUGCUCUCACCUUUCUCUCUCCCUCUCUCUUUCUCUCUCAUUCUAUCGAUCCCCAAUUCGCUCUCUCGCGUACGCGUAUCGCGAUUCGAACUUGCGACCUUCACGACGGCUGGUAAGGCACAACGGUUCCCACUAUCGUAGGUGGGAUCUGCGUGCAAUCGAAAGCGACGAACCCCGUGGCACCGCGCGAGGUGCUUUCCCUCUCCAUGGUGCGUCUCCCGAAAAAAAAAAAAACAAAAAGAAAAAACCGGCCGCGAAAAGAAAUGGUGGAGAAAAGUCGCAGGCGCAGAGCGCGCGAUCGCUCAUGCCAGAUGCCAGUCCGUACGCUGGUCGCGUGUGCCACCACAAACCCGAUCGAAACGUGACGCGCACCGGACGUCUUUUGAACGAGCGCGCGCGCGCCCAUGUACGUGUUGUGUUCGAAGUGUGUUGAUCGUCGCUGCUGAUCGUCAUCAGUGUGUUGAUCAUCGAUCGGCGUGCUGUUGGUGGAUUAGUUUUUUUGUUGCUGUUGUUGCUGAAAGUGAGUUUUAUUUCGAGCCAGCCAGCACAACGUGCCAAACCGAAUGGAGCCAAACAGACAAGUGUCGAAAUCGAGCGCUAGAAUCGAUGUUUGAUUGAGCAGUGAUCCCAGAGUGCUGCAGCCAGAAGUAUCCGGGGCCCAUCGUACCGGGGCCAACUUUUGCACUGCAACUCCCGUGGUGUGUGUGCGUGUGUGUUUGUGGUGAGCUGUGCAAGAGAUCGCACCGUUGGAUCGGUGAAAACGAAAGUCAUCCUACCUGUUCCACCGUUCCCACAGCUCCUUCCCGGACCGGAUCCGAAACCGGAAGUGUACAUAUGGAUAUAUUUAAUUUGUUUGUGGUGCUACAUUUCUACACCGUCCCGGGGAAGAGAUUAUUCGGUGUGUUGUAGGCAUUGUUUGCCAAAUGUACAACGCAACGGAAAAUAAAGAAAAACAACGACGCUAGUUAGGAAGUAAUAAGGCUCGACAGAGGGGCCCACGUAAUAAAGCAACCGUCGUCACCGCCAUCUUGCGCACGGUCCUUUUUUUCGCGAGUGCAUCCGGUAAUCGUUGCAUAUAUACAUAAAGUUUGUUUUUUUUUUUUGUUGUGUUUAUCUGUGCUUUUCUGUCUCGAGUUUCGUCCGGCCGUCCACGCUGUGUAAUAAAUUUUCAAUUGCGUAAAGUGAAGUAAAACGGUCCGCGUCAGUGUCGCCAUGUGCGUGUAUGGCGUGGCCAAGCAGAAGUAACCACCGAGCACGGCCUUACGUAAGAGUGCCGGGCCCCACAGUUUGGCCAACGGUUCGUUAAGUAGCAAAAGGAAACAAAAAUCUGCCACGCACAUCCGCGUCUGGCUGUGUGGGUACUUGCGGUUUUGUUGGGCACUGUGCACAUUUCCGGCAUGCGCCUUCAGUGAGUCAAAACAGGGAGAUUGGUACGGAGUGGAGAAGAGUAAAAAAACGUAAAAGAAUAUACAAAGGAAUAUAUAUACAUAAAGGUCCAUCGAGGUACCGCCACAAACGUCCACAUCCGCAUUCAGUCACACAGGCUCCUGGCGUUGCGGACCGGCCAUCAUCAACAUGGGAUCAACCGUUCGGAUCAAUGCGCCACUCGUGGUUACAACAGUGUUGCUGGUGACAGCAUUGCUCCUGUCCCAUACCCUGGUGAGGGGCGAUUCUUCGACCGGAGGAAGCAGACGAUCACCGGCACUGAUCGAUUCCGGCAUACGAGCUGGGUCACGAAUGCCGGUAGUUCCUUUAGGUGGCACGAAGGUUACCAAACUGCGGCCGGUUGGCAAACAGCCACCCGUCGAGGAGGAGGAGGACGAUGACGACGACGACGAUGAUGAUGAUGACGAUUACUUUGACUUUGGACUGGGAGACGAUGACGACGAUGAUGAUGAUGAUGAGGAGGAGGAAGACGAGGAGGAGGACGACGAUGAGGAGGAGGAGGAGCCCGUCAAACCAGUGGCUCCGGCACCCGCAGUAGUAGAAACGAGCACAACACGAGCGAGAUUGCUGUCCGAUGCAGCCUUCAACAAGCUGUCCGAGACGCUCGGUGCCUUGAACACGGUGGGACGGUACAUCGUCAACAUUACGAAGGGCCAGGAAGCGAGUGCCAUCACGCAGGUUGACCCUGGCACGAAGGAAACCGUCCCGGAAGCGCUACUAACCCUCACGAAAACGAUGCUUGGACAAAAUAUUACCAAAUCGUUCGAACCGCUGAUCAAGCGUGUGGGUAAUGGUGCAGGUGGUGGUGCGGGAGACUCGGAAACCGUCAGCUCGGUCACGUCCGGUCCGUUGGUGGUCGUGCCAUCUAGCAGCACCUUGGAACCGCCAGUCACAUCCACUACCGUAGUCGCAGUGGCAGCCCAGCGGAAGGAAGACAACGAGCUAACACUCGCCGGGGCGACGGCGGUGGACAACAAGAUCGCACCGGCCAGCGGUGCUGCGACCGAGCAAAAGAAGAAGAAGAAAAAGAAGAAGAAGAACAAGGUGAAGCGCAAGGACCCGGCACACCAGGAGCAGCGACUGACGACGACGACGACAAGCACGACGACGCGCCGACCAGAACCAGCGCCAAGCAAUAAAAUCAUCGAGUCAACGAAGGAUAUCGAGAAUCGGUGCCGCACGCCUGAUGGACGCCCGGGAAGAUGUGAGGAUCUGAGUACGUGUCCAGGGUUGCUGUUGGAUUUGAGUCAUCUGCGGGAAUCGCUCUGCUUCAAGAGUCUUUUCGUGCCGGGAGUCUGUUGUCCGAUCAGUACUACCAGCACGGUGCUCACAACACCGAGACCACCCCGACCUCAGCAAUCGGGAUCGGGAGGUUCAUCCAGCUUAGUGCUUAGUCCAGUUGUCAAACCAUCCACAACGACGAGCACCACAACAACGACCACUAAACGGCCCCUUGUCCCGGUGUACACCGUAUCUCCGGAUGAUAGUGGAGCGUUACUAUCGGCCACCCUGAAGCCGAUCGACAACAUCGUCGAUCCGGAAGACUGUGGACAGCAGGAGUACUCGUCCGGUAGGAUCGUGGGUGGUAUUGAGGCACCAACCGGGCAGUGGCCCUGGAUGGCAGCCAUCUUCCUGCACGGUACCAAGCGUACCGAGUUCUGGUGCGGUGGAUCACUGAUCGGUACGAAGUACAUCUUGACGGCGGCCCAUUGUACGCGCGAUUCUCGUCAGAGGCCGUUCGCAGCGCGCCAGUUCACCGUUCGGCUGGGCGAUAUCGAUCUGUCCACGGAUGGGGAACCUUCGGCACCGGUGACGUACAAGGUGACGGAGGUACGUGCUCAUCCACGGUUUUCGCGCGUCGGCUUCUACAACGACAUUGCGCUGCUCGUGCUGGACAAACCGGUUCGUAAGUCGAAGUACGUCAUACCGGUGUGUCUACCGGGGGCAAAUCUACCGUCCAAGGAGCGGCUGGCAGGCCGGCGAGCGACGGUCGUUGGCUGGGGUACGACGUACUACGGUGGCAAGGAAUCGACGAAGCAGCAGCAAGCGACUCUGCCCGUCUGGCGGAACGAAGACUGCAAUCGUGCGUACUUCCAGCCCAUCACGGACAACUUCGUCUGUGCCGGUUUCUCGGAGGGUGGUGUCGAUGCGUGCCAGGGUGAUUCGGGUGGACCGCUGAUGAUGUUGGUCGAGGCCCGCUGGACCCAGGUCGGUGUGGUGUCGUUCGGCAACAAGUGUGGAGAACCGGGCUAUCCCGGGGUGUACACGCGCAUCAGCGAGUACAUGGACUGGAUCAGGGAAAACACGAAGAAGUAGACGCGCCAUAACGAUUCGCCCCAGUACGGGCAGUUAGUGUGAUAGAAAGUAAGGUCGGAGUUCGGAUUCUGACAGCUUAGUCGCGUUAUUUAAAGAGCUCCCGAAGGGUGUUUUCGGUUUUUUGUAUAUAAUUUAUUUCUGUUUUUUUAAUCCACUCCGCGCAUUUUUUUCUCUCUCUUUCUCUCUUUCCACGUCUUGAUUUUUGUUUUCGCUAUCCACCCGACACAUCCACCCUAAUCGGUAAUCAAUUAGUGUUAGACCCCCUUUUUUUCGUUUUGUUUUUGUUUAUCCUAAUUUAUAAACUAACUUAUAUCGAGACUAUGCAUCCGCUAGCGAGAGAGCGCCGUGUUUGUUUUUUGCUGCAUGCGUGUCUAAUUGAUGGAACUUCCCGCUGAUGGCAGAGACCCAGGCAGCGCGAGUAAAUAAUCGUUAGCGAUCGAUAGUGUAAUUGAUAACAAACUAUAAAAUUCUGUAGCUGCAGUAACAGGGAAAACCCAGAGAGAUAGCAGCAGAAUAGCAGAAACCUGAAGUCGAUAAGCGAACAGGCAGGAACUAACAAGAGAGAACAACAGAUGUGUAUAAAAGUGAGCAACCAAGCAUCGUAGCAGCCCACGUGCAAACUCCGGGUUGCUGUGGAGCGAAAUAAUGAAAUAUUUCAACGGUGAAAUUCAAA
Messenger RNA from Anopheles stephensi (Asian malaria mosquito), 5003 nucleotides. RefSeq lists its product as uncharacterized. The record is from RefSeq and is a predicted model, not a curated record. Gene Ontology annotation, molecular function: serine-type endopeptidase activity. The coding region runs from base 2144 to 4330 and encodes 728 amino acids. The transcript is spliced from 5 exons. Gene Ontology annotation, biological process: proteolysis. Lineage: Eukaryota; Metazoa; Arthropoda; Insecta; Diptera; Culicidae.